Molecule: messenger RNA, 3006 nt
Organism: Cercopithifilaria johnstoni
Lineage: Eukaryota; Metazoa; Nematoda; Chromadorea; Rhabditida; Onchocercidae
Source: the annotation of a GenBank genome assembly
AUGAGCCAACGUGCAUUUUUCUCGACUGCAGGUUCAGAAAUUAUGGGACAAUCGCAAAUUCUUGAUGGCUUACCGACAACUAAUAUAGGCCCUGCUGUAACGUCUGUGCAAUUUCAAUCAUCUGGUUGCUCAACUUCGGUUCUCUAUCAAUCUACCGUUACACCAACGUUUUACACUUCAACUGGAUCUCCAUUUCAUAGUACUGGGGCAUUUCUACCUCCGUCUGUCGAGGAUCGCAAGGAAUAUGUGGCUGUUUUGCCAGCCGGUGUUCAAAUAAAUGAUGCGUCGGGCCUAAUACCAGCAAGUGGGAGAGGCACUCUUGCAUCCGUGGGAACAGUUGACACUGCCAGUUCAGUUGCUCAGCUUACCGCGGUCCCACUUUCACAUGUACAGUUGGCGCCCGUACAGCUGGCUAAUGACGGGCAGUCAAAUACUCAACAGCAAAUAAUUUAUGAGCAUUAUUAUGUUGAUCAGCAACACCCGUCAACUUCGACAACAAUCAAUGCAAAUUCGCGCGGUCUUCUAUCUGAAGCCACAUCAGGUGGAGCUGAAAAUGGCAAAGAUUUUGCAAAUAAAAGUGGUAGCAGCGAGACAUGUUCAUUAAGUGGAUCUGACACUGCUGCCGCGCUACAAUUAAAACGGCAAAAACAGGCGGAUGCGGCACGCCAAAGGUAUCAACGAAUGACUCUGGAGGAGCGAAAGGAGGUAAAUCAGAAGCGGACCGAAGCACAGAAGCGUAAACGACAAAAGGAUAAAGAACUGGAGGAAUUAGAAUCACUACUACGACAAUCAAAAGAUAUAGAAGAUGAUCCUGCAAUAAAUGAACAACUAAGGGAAAAACGAAUCCGAGCUCGUCGUGCAGAGGCAGCACGGUUGCGUUAUCAGAGGAUGAGCUCGGAAGAAAGACGUGCUUACAAUCAGAGAAGACGUUUUCGACAGCUUGGCAUUCAAGGUGGUGAUGUUGUACUUGCUGCUUUGUUCUUGGUUGUUUUUUCGUGGAUAGUGAUCAAUAAGGGCGCUCGUUUGGAGGAAAGCGCAAAGAAAAACGGCAUGGAUGAGGAAAAGUUGCGACAGCAUAUUAUUGAACAAAAUGCUAAAAAGGCAGAAGCAGCAAGAUUGCGUUAUCAUCGAAUGACUGAUGAGGAGAAACGUCAAUACAAUCAGAGGCGCACGGAAGCUUUUCGUCGCAGACGUAUCGAAGAAGAAAUCUUGCUGUCUACUCCAGCAGGUCGUAUAAGUGCAGAAGCUCUGAACAGAGCGCAACAAAUUAUGUUACGUAAUGCUAAGCGAGCAGAAGCUGCUCGAUUGCGAUACCAACGAAUGACGCCAGAACAGCGACGGGCAUAUAAUCAGAAAAGAUCUCGUGCAAAAAAAGAACGCGAACGAGUGAUGCGUGCUGCAUCAGAGGACGCUAUGUCAAGCCUGUCAUCAUCUAUAAAUGGAAAUGAAAGUUCGGCGCAAGUUAACAGUAGUAACAGUGCAGUGGAACAGAAGCCAGUGAUUGAUAGUGUGGUUAGCGAAGAGGUGUUAUCUACUCUCGAAAGAGAUGUGCUAAAACGAACGCGACAAGCUAAUAUGGUACUAAUGCGACAAAAAAGGCUUCCACCGCAGGAACAAUUCGUUAUCGUGAGUACAAAUCCUGAUGGUACUCAAACAGUUAUCCCAGCAACAACUACAGAAGAUGGUAAACAAAUAUUUCACAUUCCUGCCACAGCAACAACGACGGAGGAUGGGAAACAAGUAUUUCAUAUUCCAGCAAUAACACAGCAACUUAUUAGUGCUGAUCCGAAUACUUUAACAUUGGUUGAUGAUUCGAAUAAACUAUUAGGGACCGCACAGCAACCACUGCAGAUAACAUCUGUACCGCAACUUCUCGGUUUACCACAGCAGCAGCAUAGCAACAGCCAUGACCACGGAGAAACAUCUCAUCAAGUUGCGAUGACUCAGCAACAACAGAUAAUCCCGCAGCUUGCUGAGUUGCACAAUGUACAAGAAGGCGGUGGUGCAGAUGAUGCACAGCAUACAUCGCGUGAAAAUCAAGUUGAUGCACACGGACAGUUGCAAGCACAUCAGCAACAAAGUUCGCAGCAACACAUGCAGCAACAGACACAACCCCAACAUAUUAUAGUAACUUUGCAGGAGCCUCAACAACCGAUGCAGCAUCAGAUAAUUGUUACUGAUUUGAAUCAAGCAACUGGAGCUGUUCUUUCAAGUAUGAGUGGGCACGGACGUUCACGCGGUCGUCCUCCGAUGUAUGCUGCUGCUGCUGCUGCCAUUCAACACCAACAAGGCAAUGUGAUGCUACCGCCAGGACAAGUUACAAUAACAGCGACACCGAUAAUAAGCGAGACAGAAAUAAAAGCUCCAUAUCGAGUAACUGCUCCACGUCAUAUGAAUACGGCGCCAAGUAGACGAGAUAUUUUGGCUGUUGCGACUGCAGCGUCAGUCGGACCAACAACAGGAAUUUCUCCAGAACAAAAGCUAGAAAUGCAGAGGGCAAAGCGAGCAGAGCGGGCAAGGUUACGUUAUCACAACAUGUCUGCUGAAGAGCGGCGCAAUUUCAAUGCACGCCGUGCUAAAGCUUUGCGGACAGCUCGUAUGAGAGAUGACGAAUUGUGUCGAAUGGCGGAAAGAGCUCAGAUGUCUGGAACUACUUUGGAUGCAGAUUUGAUGAUACAGGUAGCUGAAGCACAGCGCCGUCGUGCAAAACGAGCAGAAGCAGCUAGAUUGAAGUACCAUAGAAUGAGUAGUGAGGAACGACGCCAGUACAAUGCAAUGAGGGAUGCUCAAAGGCGUCAAAGAAAAAGACAGAAAGAAGAACAAGAAUUGCUGGAACGUGAACGUCAACAGCAAGAACAGCAGCAGCAACAACAACAGCGAAAUGAAAUCCACCACGAGACCCGUGAACAGGAUGCAAAUCGUGAAGGCAAUAGCGAACAAAUUCUCUAUGACUCAUACAUUCGAUAUGAUAGUCAAAUGGAUCAUGGUUGGGCAGUACAAGGUUGA